UCAACCGGUCCACAAUGUGUGCACCAGCUGCAGGGCAGGAUGCUGGAUUCAGAACGGCCCAGGCGGCAACCACAUUAUGCACAAGGUACGCAUGCCAAUGGUGCCAUGGAAUAUUCCAACCACGAACAGGACAUAAUCAGGCAAUCUUUCAGUACAGGCAACUACACUUGGAUGAAGGAAUGUCUACCAGUUGAAUUAGGGCCUGAUGCUAUCCACUUGCUCAGACGGCAGCGAAUGGAACGGAAUCGGCUAGCGGAGCCUGUCCCACAGACCUGGUCGAAGAUGACGCAACUCUGGGGUGGAGGCUACUAUCAGGAGUUUGAAUACAUGCCUGAGGAGUACAAGGACAGAAGAGGAUUGAUGGCGAGGGGAGCUGAUCCUGACAAGCGGAUGAAGAUAGCAAACCACGAUUGGCGCUACAGUUCUCAGGAACGCAGACUGAAGCAUGAGCCAAUGCUCCAUGGGGUCACCGCAGACAGAGAGCAGUAUCCUUAUCUUGGAGGCGACAAAGAUGCUGAAUUGGAGGCCACAAAGCUGUUUUUACGGUCCGUGGCGGUCGGAUCCAAGACUUCGUUGAACAAGUCUCAGGAGAAGUUCCUGAAGUCCCAGCAGUCUGCCUGGAUGGUCCAGGAUAAGGCGCAGAUGACUUCGGAAAGCUCCUUUCUGGCUGGCAGGGGCAAAGGGUUGGAAGACAAUUCAAGAGGGAGCCGUAUGACGCUUCCCACCAUGGUUCAGCGGCUGCAGAAGAAAGUCGAUCAAGAUUGGGAAGGUUCAACAGUGGUCGUCAGUGCGACAGACCAGGACUUGAUCCAGAUUGCGUUUCACAUGUACACAGUCGACUCUGAACGAGGUGUAACAGCGUACAUGGGUGUGCUCUCAAAAGAUGUAGACUUGCUAGCCACACUUGGACUCCGGAAGGUGAGCCAACUAUGGGGAAUGCAGCGGGACUUUAGCGAUGAGUUGCCAGAUCGAGAUGGGGCCGAACCUGGUGAGCAUACCUGGAUGUUUUUCCUGUUGGCGCCAAAGUGGGUCAAGAUGCGACCAACCGAUGCCUACUACACUGUUCAUCCCAGAUCUCAGGGUUCCGCCUUCAGAAUGAGCAAUGCUGGGUCCAGCGUGCUGCUCUCACUCGGAUCAUCUGUCCUUGACACUCAUGACACUCCACGGGAAAAGGAAGCUUCUCCCAGGGCGUCUGGAAGAGCAUUCGAGCCCACAAGGACUCCGCAGCAGGCACCUCCAGAUCGGCCAAAGGUGGACUUAGCUCUCAUCGAGCAGGCAGUGAGCUCGCUUCCGGCAAUCAAAGAGAGCCGUGGAGAAGUGCCUUCUGGAUAAGAUCCAAUGAGGUUGGAAGAUUUUUCGAAAUCGCAACAUGCAGCGCUUCCAAGCCCUUGCAACGUGGGAAUUUCCAAACAACAAACCGCC
This is a messenger RNA of Cladocopium goreaui, 1422 nucleotides long. NCBI's taxonomy places the organism in Eukaryota, Dinophyceae, Suessiales, Symbiodiniaceae. The record is from the annotation of a GenBank genome assembly.